Molecule: messenger RNA, 630 nt
Organism: Arachis stenosperma
Lineage: Eukaryota; Viridiplantae; Streptophyta; Magnoliopsida; Fabales; Fabaceae
Product: isovaleryl-CoA dehydrogenase, mitochondrial-like
Exons: 6
Coding region: 1-630 (209 amino acids)
Biological process (GO): L-leucine catabolic process
Cellular component (GO): mitochondrion
Molecular function (GO): 3-methylbutanoyl-CoA dehydrogenase activity
Source: RefSeq, a predicted model, not a curated record
AUGUUAAGAGAUGCUUCAGAUACACUGUCCUCCUCUUUUAUCAUGUUACCCUCAGAUGCAUUGUCUUCUUCCUUCAUCAUAUUCAGCACAGCCCAGAAAUUGGAUAAACUUGGGAUGCGAGGAAGUGAUACAUGUGAACUCUUGUUUGAGAAUUGCUUGGUUCCUGAAGAAAAUGUUCUUGGGAAAGUAGGAAAAGGAGUCUAUGUCAUGAUGGCUGGGUUGGAUCUGGAGAGACUUGUUUUGGCAGCUGGUCCCCUUGGUAUCAUGCAGGCAUAUCUUGAUGUGAUCCUUCCUUAUGUUCGACAAAGAGAGCAGUUCAGUCGUCCCAUCGGGAAUUUCAGUUUAUACAGGUCCAUAUUGUUGAGAAAUGGUUUUUCUACAAUCAUCCUGGCAUUUUAUUGCAUUAAUGGCUACUGCUUUCAGGAUUAUGCUGGAAUUAUACUUACUGCAGCUGAGAGUGCAACCCAAGUUGCUUUGCAGGCAAAACAAUGUUUGGGAGGAAAUGGAUAUGUGAAUGAGUAUCCAACUGGUCGUCUUCUGAGAGAUGCCAAACUAUAUGAGAUUGGUGCAGGAACUAGUGAGAUCAGAAGAAUGAUUAUUGGACGUGAACUCUUCAAGGAGCAGUGGUGA